AUGAAAGAGGAAAUCUUGAUUGCAUGUACUAAGAGCUUCGAAGAGGUGAUGAUGAGCCCGUUGGUGCUCGUGCAAAGCCUCAUGGAUCUGCUUUUCCCUUGCAUGGUACUGCCUAAUGUUGCACUUGUUCCCGAUGGAUUCACCACCCAUAAAGCAAUCCCUAAGAUCGAUGAAGAUACAAUUAAAGAUGAAGUAGAGGACUUUGAUAAGGUUGGUGUGCCUUUGGCACUCUUGAGAAAGACAGUGAAGACUCCAGGAGAAUGGCUCGCAAGACAGAGAAGAGAAUGA
Molecule: messenger RNA, 288 nt
Organism: Arabis nemorensis
Lineage: Eukaryota; Viridiplantae; Streptophyta; Magnoliopsida; Brassicales; Brassicaceae
Source: the annotation of a GenBank genome assembly